Xenopus laevis (African clawed frog) is the source of this 3517-nucleotide messenger RNA. It is a transcript of the gene lnx1.S, whose product is annotated as ligand of numb-protein X 1 S homeolog. The coding region runs from base 533 to 2461 and encodes 642 amino acids. The transcript has 10 exons. Gene Ontology annotation, molecular function: metal ion binding; ubiquitin-protein transferase activity. NCBI's taxonomy places the organism in Eukaryota, Metazoa, Chordata, Amphibia, Anura, Pipidae. Gene Ontology annotation, cellular component: cytoplasm. The record is from RefSeq and is a predicted model, not a curated record. Gene Ontology annotation, biological process: ubiquitin-dependent protein catabolic process.
UAUAAUAUUUCCAGUUGAAUGAAUAAAAGAAGAAACUGUAUGUGUUCCAAUCCUAAGCAUAAGAAAAUCAGACCUCUGUAUGACUGACUUAAGCUCUGGCAAUCCAUCUGCUCGAGCCCAGUGAUGUAAAUGUACCAGCUGUUUGCGGAGAGCCACUCUGAGCAGUGCAGGAGGCUGGUCCCUUUACCUUAACUCAGCCUGUUUCUCAGAAUAAGUCAGUGUCUCGCCAUCCAUCCUGCAUUGUUCUAAAACCCUCACAUCAACCAAUCCGAGAUCCGAAUCUAAUCCUCUUACAGGUCAAUGACUUUUGCACAGUAGCCUUAGUUUUUGAGAUUCAGAGCUUUUCUAUGAUGCACUGCUGAUGUUGUUGUUGCUGCUGCUGAUGUGACAAUGGCAAGAUCCAUCUGACACAGGGGGAAAAAUAAAGAGAGAUUUGGCUGUGCUGAGAGCGAGGAGCAUGGGUUUGUAAACAGCAGGCAAAGGAAUUGAUGAGGAGAAAGCCCAGGAAGCCAUACCAACAACUUCACUCAAAAUGAAGGCUCUUCUGCUAUUGGUCUUGCCUUGGUUGAGUCCUGCCAACUAUAUAGACAAUAUGGGCAAUCUUCAUUUCCUCUAUUCUGAACUGUGUAAAGGAGCAUCACAUUAUGGCCUUACCAAAGAGCGUAAAAGACGAUCACAAGACAGUUGCCCAGACUGCAGCUCGUCUUUGGAUCUCACUGUUGCAGCCGUAACCCCUGAGCUUUCAGCUUCAGCAGCCAUAGCCUUAGCAACUGAAGAAACGGGUCAAGACAAUCCAGCAUUUAGUCCUGCCAAAGGAGAAAGCCACACUGCAUGUGAAUCUGAAGAAAACUGCAGGCUUAACAGAAAUAGAAAUCGGAACUUUGAGCGUUCCACUGUCAGAAGUCUGUCUUUUAAGAAACUAAAUCGAGCAUUUAGUGUCCUUCGGAGAACAAAGAGUGGGAUCGCUGUGGUUCAUGCUGCCGACAGAGAGAGAGCAAACCUGCAAAAUGCCAACAUCGUAGAAGACUCUAUUGGUCUUCCAAGACAAUAUCACCUGAUUCCAGAUGGAGAGAUCACCUGCAUUAAAAUCAAUCGGGCUGAUCAAAAUGAAAUCCUUGGCAUUAGAAUUGUUGGAGGCAAUGAGACGCCUUUAACGCAUAUCAUCAUACAGCACAUUUAUCAGGACGGGGUUAUUGCUCGAGAUAGGAGACUUCUUCCAGGAGACAUGAUAUUAAAGGUAAAUGGCAUUGAUAUAAGCAGCGUGCCUCACACAUAUGCACUUUCAGUUCUCAGACAGCCUUCCAAAGUGCUAAGGCUUACAGUGCUCAGAGAACAGAGGUACAAGUGUCGAUCCAAUGGAGUCCCAAUGGACCAACACAAUCCACAAGACGACAGCAUUCAUGUUGUAUUAAACAAGAGCAGCCAUGAUGUGCAGCUGGGAAUAAAAUUGGUCCGAAGAAGAGAGGAGCCUGGAAUAUACAUUUUUAACUUAUUGGAAGGAGGUGUCGCUGCAAGAGAUGGUUAUUUGCAUGAAAAUGAUCGGGUCUUGUCAAUUAAUGGUCAUGAUUUACGUAAUGGGACGCCUGAAAUUGCAGCCCAGCUCAUACAGGCCAGCGAGGAGGGGGUUUACUUUAUUGUAUCGAGGCUGAGCAGUCAUCAGACCCCUGAUAUCUUGCAAGAGGCCGGGUGGCACAACAAUAACAAUGACAGCCCUGCAACAUGCACCAACGAGAGGAACCAUUUCAACAAGAGUGUCAGCCGCACGGUUUUGUGCCAUGAGAAGAUGGUGAGCAUAAUGAAGGACAACACAGAGUCUCUGGGAAUGACUGUAGCAGGAGGAGCAUCCAACUGGGAAUGGGACCUGCCUAUCUUUGUGACCAGUGUGGAUGCAGAUGGAGUUAUUGGGAGAGACGGCAGGCUAAAAACAGGUGACAUAUUGCUGAAUGUCAAUGGCGUUAACCUAACAGGAGUAAGUCGCAAUGAGGCUGUGUCCCUGUUAAAGAACUCUUCUUCCUCCUCCGUGGUUCUAAAAGCCCUGGAAAUAAAAGAAUAUGAGCCUGAAGAGGACAACAUCAACAAUGCCCUCUACAUGGACUACCUCCAGAACGUCUCUGAACAGAACAGAGAAUGGUCACCGGUCUGGGUCAUGUGGUUGAAUUUGCCUCACUAUUUGUACAGCUGUAAAGAGGUUGUGCUGAGGAGGAAUACUGCUGGAAGCCUGGGAUUCAGCAUAGUGGGAGGUUCGGAUGACGGCAGCAGGAUCAAGCCUUUCUUUAUUAAAUCCAUACUGGAGGGGACACCAGCUUAUCACGACGGAAGAAUCAGAUGUGGUGACCUCCUUCUUGAAGUGAAUGGAAGAUGCACGUCGGGGAUGCCAUAUAACUCCUUAGUGAGGAUGCUGAAAGAAAUCAAAGGAAGAGUUGUUCUUACCAUAGUGUCAUGGCCUGGAUCCUACUUGUAAGAAGAAACCCAGGACACCAGAGGAACCUCCAUCCCUAGCAAAGGGUUUAGUUUACAGAAGAGAUGUUCCUGUAAUACACAUUCCAGAUAAAAUUCCAGCUUCUUUUAAGGGUAUUUGUUGAACACUUGCAUCUUUCAUCUGUUUUGGGUAUAAAAUGGACGUGUGCAGUUCUGGGACACCACUAGUGAUGGGUGAAUUUGUCCCGUUUCGCUUUGCCAAAAAAUUUGCGAAAAACACACUUAAGUCAAUGGACGUCAAAAUUAUUUUGACGCACUUCAAAUUUGACGCCCAUGACCAUUUUUAUACGUGCGCCUAUUUUGUCCAAAUGCAUUAAAGUCAAUGAGUGUCCGAAUAAUUUUGACGCAAGACAAUUUUUAUGUGCGCGACUAUACUGACAUGCGCGGCAGAUUUAUCCACUGGCCGCGAAAUGUGGAAAUUCACCACAGUUUUGUGCCUGCUGAAUUUAUUCGCCCAUCACUAGACCCCACAGGUAAACUGCUUGUCCACCUGCAUUAAAAGAGCUAGAAUAGAUGCGCUUGAUAUGAUAAUUUGUCGUCCAAUGGUUUUUGUCGGUGGUUUUUUCAAGUGUUGGCAAGUGAAUAUUACAUGCUAGUAAUACUGGUUGUGUCAAAAUUGCAGCUCUGUAAACGUUCAUAGCUUUGAAUUAGCCAACUUGUGGGUUGGUCGGCUGACUGUAACAUUUGUGAUGUGUUUAAUGACAUUUUACAGUAUGGAGAGAAUUGAACAGUCAAUGAAAUAUUCUUAAUCAAAUUUCUCUACUAUAGGAAUGGUUGUUAGACAGUGUAAGGGGCUCCAGCAGAACUACAGCUCCCCGGCUGGUUAGACAUCCCUUAUAUGAGUUAUUUAAUGAGCCUGUUAUGAAAUGUGCAAUAUUUGUACCCAGUUAAGCACCAGCAACUCAUAUAUUGUCUGGAUAAAGUCCAGUCAUUCUGCUAUACAACUGAUUUCGUAGACUUGCGGGCCCAUUCACCAAGCUCGAGUGAAGGAAUAGAGGAAAAUAGAGGAAAAAUAGAUUUUCGACUGUUUUUUUUGGCU